This is a messenger RNA of Cladocopium goreaui, 2826 nucleotides long. The record is from the annotation of a GenBank genome assembly. Lineage: Eukaryota; Dinophyceae; Suessiales; Symbiodiniaceae.
AUGGAUGAGAAACCAAGAAUUGCUGAUGGACAAGAGGCCGUUUUCCGCUAUGGUGAGCAUCAAUCCGGAGCGAAAUCUUCCAACUUCGGAAAUCCGAGACUUCUGUGUAUUUUGGUUUGCCCUGUGAUUCUGAUCAUGGUGCUGUUGGCAGUCUCUGAAAAUUCAAUUUGGGUGAGUAGCCUAGACAGGGGGCUGCACAAAGCAGAAGUUGCUGAUCAAUCCCUUUUGCACGCCUACAAUGAGUCUUCCACUGUCAUCAUCAGGACGAUGGCUCACAACCUGCAACAUGUUUCUGCUGAAGCGGCUGUCACGCAAAUCCACGUCUAUACCAGCUUGCCGGAGUUGGUGGUCAAUCUGAAUGUUGAAGAAUUUCAUGAUUUGCCUUUGUCUGAAUCCGAAGUGAUUGAUGAGACCCUCAGAACCAUGUGGAAACAGACAACUCAACUGUUUCCGGAAGUAGGCUGCAUUUUCUAUGCUAAUGAAGAAGGGUUGUAUGUUGGCUACGAGCGCUUGCCAAAAAGCUUUCUGAAGAUGCGCAAUGUGUCCUACACUUUUGGAGCCGAAUUCCGUGCUUCGGACACAACCCCUAUGCCAGUGUGCAGCUACUGUCCACCUGUGUCAGUACUGCGUCCGGGGGAGAAGACUUAUUAUUUUGUCGACAGUGAGGGCAAAUAUGCGGAAACCUAUGAACGACAUGAAUACGAUCCUCGCAAGCGGCCUUGGUACCGCAAAGCAGUCGCAGCCAAGGGAAAUAUGACUUGGAUGGAUAUCUACAACCACAGCAGUGGGAAUUCGAUGGGCACAUCAGCCCAAAGAGCAAUUAUGAAAAAUUCCAAGGUCACGGGAGUGGCAGCUGGUGAUUUUACGGUGAAUCUACUCAGUUACUUCAUGCAGGAUGUCACGAGCGUCAUCGAAUUUGAAGAGGGUUUCAUUAUUGAUGCGAAGUCUGGCUUGAUGGUUGCAAGUUCCAGGGGCAUGAGCCAGGUAGCCAGGCCCGUCUCUCCACAGGACAACGAGGGCUUAGUGAGAUUUCAUUGGAAACAGGUUCCGGACUGUUUGGUGGAGUCAACCAUCAGAACCCUCUUGCAGAAGUACGGAUCGUUGAAAGCAGCCCUUGCACCCGAACAGGGUGGCUCCACACUGGCAACCACCGACGGGCGUUUCAUAUUCACAUUCACCGGAAACCUGCAACCAACCUUUCAGGAGGCGCAUGGUUGGCUCGUGGUUGUUGCUGCUCCGCUGAGCACAUACAUGCAUGAAUCCUGGCGGCAACAAGCAUGGGCAGAAAAGACCAGCACGCUUUUGCACAAGGAGCUCGCGGACAAUGUCGACAAGCAUCAGAUCAAGACUAUUUGGGUUUGUGCUUUGUUCUCGCUGCUGGGUGGCCUCUUCAUGGUUUGCGUGGGCUUUGCAAUUACCCGUCCCUUGAAAAGAAUCUCCACUGACAUGCUUUCCAUGGCGAAGCUUGAAUUUCUAUCUGCUCAAGCGGAGAUCAUCAUUGACAGGGAUGGUGUUGAUGAAAGAAGCGCCCAUAGGACCCGAUUCUUGAGUGAGCACUUGAAGAAGCUCUUUUCAGAUUUGGCUCAGCGAACCAGAACUCGAAGGUUCAGCAAAAACUCUGAUGACAGUGCUGGCUUCACAGAUGGUGAGCAGUGCAGCAGUCACAGUGGUAGUGAGGAAACAGUGCGUAGCCGCCAUGGCCAUAGCCGCCGAGGAGUUGGAUCAGGUCAAUCGACUGAGACCAAUCGUACCAAUCGUGGCUAUGAUCGCGACGGCCGAGACGGCCAUGACUGUGAGGACUUAGAGGCUCCAUCCAGGAGUUGCUUCCGCUUUUCCACACCCAAAGAGGUCCUUGACAUGCGGGAGUCCUAUGUUUACAUGGUGACUGGCCUCAAAUCCUUUGCAAGAUAUCUGGAUCCGGAGAUCAUGAGGAUUCUGGUGAUAAGCAAGCGUCAAGCACAACUCGGCAUGGGAAGGGCAGAUGUGACCAUAUUCUUCAGUGACAUUGCCAACUUCACGACAAUGGCAGAGCAACUUGAGCCUGAGACGUUCAUGUCGCUUCUCACAGAGUAUUUGGAUGAAAUGAGCAAGAUUAUCAUGGCCAAGCGAGGGGUUGUGGGUGAGUUUAUUGGAGAUGCCAUCAUGGCAUGGUGGAAUGUGCCCAUUGAUUUAGGACAGGAACACACAGCCAUGGCCUUGGAUGCUGCCCUUUGUCAACAACUCCGUUUGCAAGAGCUCCGUGACGUUUGGGAAGCAAAAAGUCUACCUGAAGUCAGGGUUCGCAUGGGUCUUGUUCGGGGCACUGUGCUUGCUGGAAAUAUUGGCAGUUCCCAAAGGAUGAAAUAUGGUUUAGUUGGUGAUAGUGUGAAUUUGGCAUCUCGUUUGGAAGGCCUUUGCAAGUACUAUGGAGUGAGCGUCAUUAUUGAGCAAGAGGCGGCUUUUGCGCCAGCUGUGCAAAACCGUUUUCAUUUGAGAUUGUUGGAUCUGGUCACCGUGAAAGGGCGCACUCAAGCCACAGAGCUCUAUCAGCUACUCGCAGAGAAGGGCGAUUUGCCUGAUGAAUUUGAUGCAGAAGAGGAUUUACAAUACUUCAUUGGAGGUUUUGCAGAGAUUCAUCGCCUGUAUCGGUCGAAGAAUUUCGGUGCCUGUGCUGAGGCAUUGAAACAGUAUAGACGGCAGUUCCCUCAAGACACGCCAAGCAAGAUGCUUCUCCGACGUGUUGAGACCUUGCUGAACGAGGGGCUGCCAGCUGACUGGGACGCAGUUCACAGGCCUGUGAGGCCAUUUGCUUUCUCCUUGCGUCAAUCUACAAGUCUGCCGUUGUGA